UUGGUCACACUGCAUUUUUGAGUUAGCAAUUUCGUCUUUGUUUUGAAAUAAUGUUUGUUUUAACAAAAGAUGAUGAAAAGUUUGUUUUGUUACCUGUUAAGAAGACGUACACCGUGGGUCGCCUGGCCACGGAUUUGAUUGUUGCGCAGGAUCUGAGUAUAAGUAGGAAUCAUGUGCAGUUGCACCUGCCGCAGGGUGAGCAGGAGGAAGAUUGCCUGCAAAUCGAGGACCUGGGCUCCCGAUAUGGCACCUUCACCUUCCCCAGAAACUCCCAGAAGCCCCGGAAAGUGGCGCCCAGGACAAUCACUCCCUUGCCUGAUGGAACUCGCGUGCGAUUUGGCGCUAACUUGAGCAUUUGGCAGGUGACCCGCCUGAAGAUGGUCACCGCCGUGUCCGCUUUGACCCGGCCUGAGAUCCAGGAGCUGGCGGAAAUAAUCAAACCCAUGGGUGGAAUCGUGAGCGCUAGCUGGACCGAUGAGUGCUCCCAUCUCACCAUGAACGAAGCCUCGGUGACCGUGAAACUACUGCACGCCAUGCUCGAGAACAAACCAAUUGUGACCUUUGCCUACUGGAAAAAGUUGCUACGGGCGGCGCAGAGCGUCCAUGUGAAGGAGGGAUGGCCGGGGCCAGAGGAUUACCAGCCCACUAAUAUGGACGUCACUUGGCGACCCGAACGCACCCGUCUUUUUGCCGGCAAAACCUUCGUCUUCAUGAAUCGCAAACACUUUGAAAUGUACGGACCGGUGGUGCAAAAGGCGGGGGCAGCCUGCAAGGAUAUUAACUCGGGGGUGCGCAAAACAUUCCUAACAAAGGCGGAUGUGAUAGUCGUACAGUAUGUGCCUUCAACUCAGUCCCAGGCCACUGAAUCGAUCAAUAGCAUUCAAGAUAUACUGGAGCAGGGUGGACGUCGUAUUAUCCAGGAGUACGAGAUUGGCAUGGCCUUGAUCCAUUGCUCCACCAAAGAGUUCUGCAAUCCAACGCACAAGUUCAUCAUCUCAGAUUCAUUGCCCAGCACAGAGUCUGUAACAUCCUCGUUGGCGUUCAACUCCUCGAUCAUUGUGCCCAACACGGAACGCAAUUCCGCGCCCUCCAGUGGCACGCCUAUUUCGGAACUAGUGGUGCCGGAGUCGGAUGAAUGCGCGAUGGAGAAGGAACCCUCCGUGCCCAUUCUGGAGCCACAAACAUCUAAAAGUUCCUUGCGUAAAAGGAGUCAUGCCAUUGCAGUCGACUCUUCAGAUGACGAGAGGGAAGAAGCUGCAUCCAAGCGGGCCAAACCAGUGUCCACCGAGGAAGCAACCAGAAAAGCAAUGAAUGGCAUUUCUCUGGAUUCGUCAGAUGAAGAGGAAUCUGUUAAGCCGCCAGUUAGUGCUCCACUGCAGCGCAUGACAAGGAGGAGCAAGGCUGCCGAUGAAGCCAAAGCUGUACAACCACCAGUUCCAGCUCCUAAUAGGCACAUGGCAAAGAAAGCCAAACGCGUCUAUUGUGUGGACUCAUCAGAUGAGGAGAACGACAAUUUGCAGAAGCCCGCAGAAUCAUCAGCUGCGGAUGCCCCAUCUGCGGUCAAGAAGAAACCAGAAGCAGUAGCUGCCACUCGGAUAUCACCUCGUCUCAAUGCCAAAUCAGUGGCGACAAAUAUUACAAACCAACCGCCGGAGAAGCUACCAGUGCCACCAAAACGUCCUGUUCUAUCAGUGGCUGUGGAUGACGACGAAGAUAACGAUGUGGAACUCUUUACAUUCCGAAAAACUCCUCAGAAAACAGCGGCUGCUGCUGCCCAGCCAAAGUCAGCGGGCAAGGGCAAAGUAAGCGUUAACAACUUUCUGGAAAAAUCACAGCCCCCGACCGCCAGCUCCCAGUUGGAGUCGCAGUCGCAGACCCAACCUCGUAAGCGUUUGCGUCUGGAACCGCUCAACGAAAGCGAUAGCGACGACUGUGAAAAUCUCUUUAACUUUGCGGACAGCAAAAAGAAAAAGAAGAAUCAGGUGGAAAACAAUGAAGACUCCACCGAUGGCUUAUUUAACUUUCAUUCUGAAGAACCAAUCGAUAGUGCGGACCAGGACUCUGUGUUGACCGAACCCUUUGAGCCCGAGGUGGAAACGAAAAAGAAAUCUAAGUACAUAGUGGUGCAGCGAAAGCAGCUGCCCAAGAAAGUGGAUGUCAGUGGUUGGUUAUCGUGUAGCAGGCUGCACGAUGAUAUCAAAUCCGAGACAUCUGCUGAAGUUAAGCUGGAAACCUCUAUUAAGGCAGACCCCGAAGAGGAGAAGUGGCUGGCCUCCAUGAAGGACAGCAUACAGGUGCGCAUGUGCAACCUGAACAUCGUUAACCGCUCUCAAGAUGAAGUGGAUGCUUCUCUUCAGGAUUCGGUGAGCAAGUACAGCGGGCGCAAGAACUUUAAGAAGUUUGUCAAGAAUAAUAACCCUCAUCCGCAAAGGCGAAUUGUGGCUCUUAAGAGUCUGCAGCUGGCUGAUGGCUUUGUAACCUGUGUAUAAUUUUUGUAUUCUUAUGUUGAUUAUUGCUUUAUUUUACUAACAAUAAACUUGCGAAAUAUACUCAAA
Drosophila biarmipes is the source of this 2555-nucleotide messenger RNA. RefSeq names its product nibrin. Lineage: Eukaryota; Metazoa; Arthropoda; Insecta; Diptera; Drosophilidae. The transcript has 4 exons. The coding region runs from base 51 to 2489 and encodes 812 amino acids. The record is from RefSeq and is a predicted model, not a curated record. Gene Ontology annotation, molecular function: damaged DNA binding; protein binding. Gene Ontology annotation, biological process: mitotic G2 DNA damage checkpoint signaling; double-strand break repair via homologous recombination; telomere maintenance. Gene Ontology annotation, cellular component: Mre11 complex; nucleus.